Messenger RNA from Branchiostoma belcheri (Belcher's lancelet), 1071 nucleotides. RefSeq names its product tumor protein p63-regulated gene 1-like protein. Lineage: Eukaryota; Metazoa; Chordata; Leptocardii; Amphioxiformes; Branchiostomatidae. The record is from RefSeq and is a predicted model, not a curated record. Gene Ontology annotation, cellular component: cytoplasm. The transcript is spliced from 5 exons. The coding region runs from base 15 to 974 and encodes 319 amino acids.
GUCACCAAAACAACAUGGCGGACGCUCACUACAGAAGACAAGACCAGGAUCUCUCCACAACUAGUGAGAGUUCCGACCAACAAACCGCGAUAAACAUGGAACAGAACCUCGCCGACGAGAAGGGCGGGCUCAUGGACCUCUCCGGGGUGAAGUUAGAGCUGACCAGGCCUGACACAGCCCCGCCGGACGCGAGGUUGUACAACGGAGCCGAGGCCGAGGUGUCCUUCGCUGGUCCGGCGGGUCCGACCGCCGCCGCGCCCGAGACCAAACCCGUGAAGAUCGGAGGUGGAGGGGACAUUAGCGAGAACAUCGCCAGGGGGUUCUUCGCCUAUAGGCCUGGUGCGUUUGACCUUGCAGUAGAGACGACUAAGUCUGAGGUGGUGUUGCCUGAUGUUGAUGGUUCACUACGAGGAGCCUGGCUUCUCACCGAGAUUGACCACUGGGAUAGUGAAAAGGAACGACUAGUCCUGCUCACAGACAACUGUCUCCUUGUCGUCUUCUUCGACUUCGUUGCCUCAAAGAUUCACUCCUUCAAGCGCAUCGUCCUCAAGAACUUGACAAGCGUGAAGAUCGGACCGUUUGAGUACCCUCCAAACUCUCUUAUGCCCCGGCGUGCAGGUACGGGAGUCCAGCUUUACUGGAGCCGCGAGGAGGCGACAGCCGUGCAGAAGUGGAACCCGUUUAACCGCGACAUCCCCUACGCGAUCUUCUCCUCCCACCCGCUGAUCGAGCGGACCCUGCGAGACCCGGACGUGUACCGUGUAAGUACACUGGAGCCCCUGAAGGUUGAAACGUUCCACGUGGCCUUAGUGCAGGGCAGUCAGGCUGUCCGUGCCACACAGAGCCCAAACUCGCCGGCUCUAAACGUGGUGGAGGGACCCAUCCUGAUAGAGAGUUACGCCAGCCUCUGGUCGCUUAUCCACAACCAGAGCCGUCUGGGCUUCUCCAGAGAACGCGGUGGUGUCAGCUUCUAGGUGUUCUAAGCAGUGUACAAAAUACUUUUUUGAACCAGGUUGCUCAGUGUACAACCUACAGCAAAAAUUAGGUUGCCCAUCAGAAUUUUAGGUUGCC